This is a messenger RNA of Cryptosporidium muris RN66, 270 nucleotides long. RefSeq lists its product as uncharacterized. Gene Ontology annotation, molecular function: protein tag activity. The record is from RefSeq and is a predicted model, not a curated record. The transcript has 2 exons. Gene Ontology annotation, biological process: mRNA splicing, via spliceosome; protein modification process. NCBI's taxonomy places the organism in Eukaryota, Apicomplexa, Conoidasida, Eucoccidiorida, Cryptosporidiidae. The coding region runs from base 1 to 270 and encodes 89 amino acids. Gene Ontology annotation, cellular component: cytoplasm; nucleus.
AUGAUUGAGAUAAUAUUGAAUGAUCGUCUUGGACGUAAAAUCCGUGUUAAAUGUAAUUCUGAUGAUACAAUUGGCGAUGUGAAAAAGUUGGUGGCAGCCCAUACAGGUAAGAUUAAAUUUACUAGAGCUUUAAAGUCACUUAUUUACUUGCCAGGUACAAGGUGGGAAAAAAUUCGCAUUCAAAAAUGGUACACCACUUAUAAGGAUCACAUAACACUAGAAGACUACGAAAUUAAAGAUGGUAUGGGACUAGAAUUAUAUUAUAACUAG